Messenger RNA from Phytomonas sp. EM1, 672 nucleotides. The record is from the annotation of a GenBank genome assembly. NCBI's taxonomy places the organism in Eukaryota, Euglenozoa, Kinetoplastea, Trypanosomatida, Trypanosomatidae.
GAGUAACACUUUUUAGACUAGGGAAUAAUGUCUGAAGAGUUCACAUUCGGAUAUGAGCUUAAAAGCAAACAAGUACGUCGCUAUAAACUGAAUGAUAUCUCUAGCGUGCGACGUGCUAUAUGUGCAAAUGCGCAGGAGUAUCUUUCAUUUGAAGGCAUUAAUGAGGAGUCUCCAGUAAACAUUUGGCGAACCCUUCUUCAUGUCUUCAUUUCGUCAAUGGGAGUCCUUAUAUUCCUGAACAGGAAAAAAAUUACACAAGAUUGGCCUUUGUAUAUUUUAUCGUAUGCCGGAUUUUUCGGUGUAGUAGCUGGUAUGCUUGUUAAUAAUGCUAUGCAACAAUCGCAUUCUGUAUUUUUUAUGGGAUCAGGUAAACUUGAAAAUAACGCAAUCAAAAAAUUUGCGGGACUAAAUCGCCAUAAAUUACGAUUUCAUUUGUUUGUUUAUCCUUAUUCACCUCAAGUAAAAUUUCUUGCAGAAAUUAUUGAGUCAAGACGUCUCUUUGAAAAUCCCAAAUCUUUAGUUUCAGUUGAAAAGACCGUACAAUAUGGCAAGUAUUUCGGCUCAACAGGCUUUUUUUAUCCACCGGCCCUUGUAAAGGAUAUUGAUGAAAUAAUAGAAAGCUUGAUUCAGAAGAUUUCUCAACAUUUAAAAUAAAUAGGAAACAAUAAAAAA